Molecule: messenger RNA, 1066 nt
Organism: Triticum aestivum (bread wheat)
Lineage: Eukaryota; Viridiplantae; Streptophyta; Magnoliopsida; Poales; Poaceae
Exons: 1
Coding region: 244-534 (96 amino acids)
Source: RefSeq, a predicted model, not a curated record
ACCAAAUAGAUGUAGGUGGUAUACCAUAGUAUAACACCAGUAUACCAUAGUUAUAUUUAUAUAUUAGCUACAUAAUGUUUGUGCAUAUAUAUAGGUGGGAGCCCAGAUGUGGCUUCUGGUUCGACCCCCCAUGGAAGCGAGUUUAGCCACUUUGGUUAAAAUUCGUGUGGUUCAGCUCGGGGUCUCCGAUGUAGCUCCUUAAUAUAAUUUCGCGGGGCUCCUUGAUAUAAUCAAUUAACGGUGAUGGAUCACAAGCUGAUGCUCGGUGAGUACUGCGCCGACCUCUCGGACAUGCACAAGACGCGCCACUACUACCGCGCCACCUCGCUCUCGGAGGAGGAGAAACUCUACCUCCACCAAAUCGACGACUUCGCCACCGCCACCAUCGCCGAGUACGAGGCCAGCGUCGGCCCCGUCCCCGCCUUCGACAACCACCUCAGCCUGUUCAGCCAAGAAAUCCCACUGGAGUUCCCCGAACCCUUGGCUCCCCCUCCCGCUUCUUCGUCUUCGGCUUCGGCUUCUCACCACGAGUGAGUUCUCGCUCCUUGCACCAGCAUUCAUGGUCACUAUGCCUUCUGCCGGUUCCUUGCGAUUGCAAACUAAUUAGUCUACAGCCAUUUCAGAAUUCAGAGUAGUCUGCCUAGAACAGGCCUGUAUGUUUGCCCGGUUUCAACUCAAAAGAUGAAGUAAUGAUGUAGGCAAUGCAUAAUUGGAGAUUUUAUCUCCUUGGAACUCUUCUAUGUCCGAUUGUAGUAAUCAAUUAACGGUUCAGAUUUUGUAUAGUACCAAGAUAGAUUAAUCACAGGCCAGUAGAAAUGUGCUAGUAUAGUAGUACCUUGAUUUAUUCCACAGCCAGUAGAGCUGUAGAGGUGUGGUUGUAGCUCUAUUACCAUGGCUAGUAGUAAACUGGUCGUCAUCAGGGGAAUAAAAGUAGCAGCUAGGUAAAUUAUUAGGGUCGAACCAAUCUAUAAUUCGUUCCUGGCUGCCCUCAAGAUCUGCAAAGGGUCUUCACCAAUACACCCCCUCUCCGGUUUUGUCUUAGCAGCAAAACGAUGUGACUGUCUAA